AUGGGCAGAUACACUGGCAGGGGGAAUGGAAGAAAGAGACAAGCAAGCGAAAGGUCAACGAUCGAUCAUACAUACUUAGAUCAAGAAGCUCUGGCAAUACAAACAUGUAUUGGAUCAAGUCGAUAUGUUUGGUAUCAAAAAUGUUCACCGAAGAUGCUUGGUGAAAUCUUGUUCCCUGAGAACAAGAUCAAAGAUCUUGAAAGAUCUGUCGAACUGUUUACUUGUGAUCACGUUCAUUGA
Molecule: messenger RNA, 240 nt
Organism: Trichomonas vaginalis G3
Lineage: Eukaryota; Parabasalia; Trichomonadida; Trichomonadidae
Exons: 1
Coding region: 1-240 (79 amino acids)
Source: RefSeq, a predicted model, not a curated record